Molecule: messenger RNA, 483 nt
Organism: Didymodactylos carnosus
Lineage: Eukaryota; Metazoa; Rotifera; Eurotatoria; Philodinida; Philodinidae
Source: the annotation of a GenBank genome assembly
AUGUCGGAUACGAUCAGCAUCACUUUUCAAGUAAAUGAAGUGUAUAAAGGUUCGAUUAAACCAGGAGAAUUAGUUAAAAUUCAAACAUCUCUCGAACCUGGUAUGUGUGGAAUACUUGUUGAGCUAAACCAACAAUGGCAAAUAUGGGCAUAUGGUAAAAAUAAUUCUGCCACUAUAUGCGAUAGUACACAAAAUAUUGACGACAAUAGAAAUAAGUUGAUGGAGUUCUCAGCAUUAGCUGAAAAACGGAAAAUAGCGAAGAAAAUAAGAGUAACAAAACCUACAUCGAUGAUGAAUAGUCCAGAGUCGUUCGAAAAAGGACACCAUAAAUUACCGUUAAUAACAAUAACAUCAACAACAGCAACAAUAACAACAACUACAACAAUAAUAACAACAUUCAUACAAGAAAAGAAAACGUCAGAUGCUGGUAUUCUUUAUCCCAAUAACCGCGGCUAUUCAGUUACCGGUUACAAAAGAAAUUAG